Messenger RNA from Miniopterus natalensis, 1711 nucleotides. It is a transcript of the gene ADHFE1, whose product is annotated as alcohol dehydrogenase iron containing 1. Gene Ontology annotation, cellular component: mitochondrion. NCBI's taxonomy places the organism in Eukaryota, Metazoa, Chordata, Mammalia, Chiroptera, Miniopteridae. Gene Ontology annotation, molecular function: alcohol dehydrogenase (NAD+) activity; metal ion binding. The record is from RefSeq and is a predicted model, not a curated record.
AAAGAUUCAGGAAUUUCCUAUUUGGCUCCUGGGCUUUCACCUUCUGGAAAAACAACAGAUUAUGCCUUUGAGAUGGCUGUUUCAAAUAUUAGAUAUGGAGCAGGAGUUACAAAGGAAGUGGGAAUGGACCUGCAAAACAUGGGUGCUAAAAAUGUUUGUUUGAUGACAGACAAGAACCUCGCCCAGCUCCCUCCUGUACAAGUAGUUAUGGAUUCCCUAGUAAAGAACGGCAUAAACUUUAAGGUUUAUGAUAAUGUGAGGGUGGAACCAACUGAUAGAAGCUUCAGGGAAGCAAUUGAGUUUGCCAAAAAGGGAGCUUUUGAUGCCUAUGUUGCUGUGGGUGGUGGCUCCACCAUGGACACCUGUAAAGCCGCUAAUCUGUACGCGUCCAGCCCUCACUCUGAUUUCCUAGAUUUUGUCAGUGUUCCCGUUGGGAAGGGAGAGCCUGUGUCUGUGCCUCUUAAGCCUCUGAUCGCAGUCCCAACUACUUCAGGAACUGGGAGUGAAACUACUGGAGUUGCCAUUUUUGACUAUGAGCCUUUGAAAGUAAAAAUUGGCAUUGGUUCUCGAGCCAUCAAACCCACGCUGGGACUGAUUGACCCUCUGCACACCCUGCACAUGCCUGACCGGGUCGUGGCCAACAGUGGCUUCGACGUGCUUUGCCACGCCCUGGAGUCCUACACUGCCCUUCCUUACCACAUGCGGAGCCCCUGCCCUUCAAAUCCCAUCUCUCGGCCAGCCUACCAGGGCAGCAACCCAAUCAGUGACAUUUGGGCAGUCCACGCACUGAGGAUCGUCGCUAAGUAUCUGAAGAGGGCUGUCAGAAAUCCUGAUGAUCUAGAAGCAAGGUCCAGUAUGCACUUGGCAAGUGCUUUUGCCGGCAUUGGCUUUGGAAACGCUGGUGUUCAUCUGUGCCAUGGAAUGUCUUACCCAAUUUCAGGCUUAGUGAAGACAUAUAAAGCAAAGGAUUAUAAUGUGGAUCACCCAUUGGUGCCUCAUGGCCUUUCUGUGGUGCUCACCUCCCCAGCGGUGUUCACUUUCACUGCACAGAUGUUUCCUGAGCGGCAUCUGGAGACGGCAGAAAUAUUGGGAGCCGACAUCCGCACAGCCAGGGUUGCAGAUGCUGGGCCCGUUUUGGCAGACGCGCUCCGGAAGCUCUUACUCGAUCUGGACGUGGAUGAUGGCCUAGCUGCCAUUGGUUACUCCAAGGCCGACAUCCCCGCAUUAGUGAAAGGCACGCUGCCCCAGGAAAGAGUCACCAAGCUUUCACCACGCCCUCAGUCAGAAGAGGAUCUGUCUGCCCUAUUUGAAGCUUCGAUGAAACUGUAUUAACUUUCAUUUUCACUGAAAGAAUUACCAUCGGCUAUCAUAGUUCUGAAGUCAGAAGUUGAUCUAGCCAGAGCUCUGUCUUUUCAUCUCCACACAUAAGUUAUCUGUUACCAGUUUGAAUGUGAUAUAAAUGUAUCCUACAGAAGAUUCCAUGGUGCUCAAAGUCAAGCUACUUCCAUAAUACAGGUUAGACAAAUGCCCACAGUGUUGGACCCUGGUUUGUGUUCCUGUCCUAAACCCCGCAGACUGCCCCUGUUUCAUUAUCAAAUGGGUAAAAAAACACUUAUCUAUCAAAAUUGUUAAUGUACACAUUCUGUGCCCAGUAAUUCAUGUCUAGAAAUUUAUAUUAUAAAACUACUAGCAUGAGUGUGUAAAAAAAAUA